Molecule: messenger RNA, 3171 nt
Organism: Scomber scombrus (Atlantic mackerel)
Lineage: Eukaryota; Metazoa; Chordata; Actinopteri; Scombriformes; Scombridae
Gene: fam149b1
Product: family with sequence similarity 149 member B1
Exons: 15
Coding region: 359-2338 (659 amino acids)
Biological process (GO): protein localization to cilium; cilium assembly
Source: RefSeq, a predicted model, not a curated record
CUUAAACACUCAGUUAUUUUAAGCUAUAAGCCCUGGCAAUUUCUCGACGACACAAGAUGUCUGUCGACUGUAGCAAGCUAAUAUAACAGGGGGUGUGUUUUAAGGGAAUAUACAAUGCCAUUUGUGCCUUCUUGAUACUUAAUCUGCCCGUCCAUGUAACCUAUUUUUAGCUGCAACACAGUCAGAAACAACGUUAGCAUCUGCAGCAGAAAGCCUUGUCCCCGAUACUCUUGUACAUUGGGUGCUUUUCUGUGGAUCAGUGGGAAAUGUCAGACUCCUGUCUAAGCUGUGAGUUCAGGACGUGGAGGCAAGAAUGAGAGACGAGGGCUUCAGCCGAUAAAAACGGAGACAAAGGAGGAUGAUUUCACGAUACAACAGAAGACCUGUAUCACACAAACUAGAGAUACGUGGGUUGUCUCGAAGCAGCCUGGACCACCACCCUCUCCCAGAGGAAGCAGACGAUAACCACACGCCUCAUCGCUACCUCCAUGACCUGCAGGAAGCUGUCUCCAUUCACAACAGCUCAGAGACGUCUGCUGCCUCAGGCCACUCGGACUGUCUCACCGUCAUCUCAGUAGACUCCAACCAGUCCUGGUCAGGUAUUCACAGCUCAACAGGCACUGGCAUCUCCACAGAGAGGAGCUCUGUUUUCUCCUGGGGCUACGAUGAGUUCGACAAGGCAGCAUCACGGCAGGUGCAGCAAAUGUUUGAGGAGAUCGACAAAGAGCUAUACGAGGGGAAAGGCAGCGGGGGAGGGAUACUCCAGGGACUGCAGGAUGAAUGUCAGCAGUGGGCCACGCGUUUCCCACAUCUUCGGAUCCUGGGGAGUCAGCUGGUCUGUCCCAGUGAUGAGGGCUUCCAGUGGUAUGCCACCUCAGGGAAGGGCAGCUCGAGCAGCAGCCCAUCAGCAGGCAAAGAGAGCAGUGUGAAGUCCCUGGAGAAAGACCAGGGCUGCACAGAAUUGAACGUGCUGGGCAGGAGAGCGGCGCUGAUCAAGUCCUCCUCACCAGAGGAUGGGCAUCUUGGUACCUCCAGUAGCUCCAGCAAGCAUGACAAGCCAAGAAUGAUUGAAGUAGAAGGUCUGAUGGAGGAAUACCUGGCUUUUGAUAGCAGGGACCUGGAGGAUGAGUGGGAGCAGGAUUGUUCAGAGUCGGGUCGGAGGCAUCACUGCAUGCCCCCUGUCUCGCCAUACCGGUGUCGCCGCCAAGCUGUCCUCGACCUGUUGUUUGAUGACGUGUGGCAGGAGCUGGUUGGCUGGAUGAAAGAGCUAGUCCAACGCCAAUGGGAAUGCUGCACCUCAAAUGACGAGAAGAUUUCUGGGAACUUUAGUCCUGUGCAGCAAGACUCCCAGAAUCCCUUCAUGCUGUUCUCCACACUGCCCACCAUGCUGCCCAAACUUGGCCAGAGCAGGGUGCCCCCGCUCACAGCUGGCCUGCAGUUCCAGGCUGGACGGGUCCCAGUAGGAGCCGCAUUGACCCAGCACAACCUGAAUGACCUCAUCGUGAUCCACAGCAUCCCCCUACAGCAGAGAAAUCUGGGUGUUCUGGACAGGACCCAGGAGCCAGAAGAGCGGGCAUCCCAUAGACCAGGCUCCAGCGUGGUCCCCUCCAGCAAGCCUCGCCCUCGCCGAACCCUGGAGCAGAGCUCUUCUUCACUAUCCCGUCCGGCCCAGUCAGCUCGACGCAGAAACCCUCCUCCCCGAACCCUCCUGCCACUGGUUCCCGGCCUUAGUCAGUCCAGCGCAGCGGAAUCCAUGGAUGAGGUCAUCCGCGGGACACGUCUACCCACGGCCAGCGACCGCCUGACCUCUCCAUUGUUGCCUCUGAGCAGGAACACACUCCUUCCCCCCAUCAGCACUGGAGACCCGGAGUCAUCCCAAUCAGGGCAGCAGUCAAAACCUGCACAGCGUCAGAAAGGCCCGUCCAGCCGUGCCCACAGCGCUAUAAAUGAUGAAGCUGGCAGUUCAAUACCAAGGGAUCGUCACUACCUGCUAGAUGUCUUCUCCCGGCCCAACACCACUCACACAUACAGGUCAGACACCCCUUACCGCCGCUCCUUCACAGUAUUGGACAACAUCGGGCAGGGGAGGGCAGGCAGAGCCUCUGUGGGCACAGACUCUCUUGGAAUUGGUGUGACUGGCAUUAGUCUUGGCAUCAGCAGUUCAUCUUUCUUGGACUCGUUUUCCCACCAUCCCCUGGGCCACUCGCCCAUCAAAGAUGAAGAGGAGCCAGACUCGCAAGCCCCCGCCCCAGUAGCUCCACUGGUGCCUGUUUCGGUCCCAGCUCGGUCUUACACCCGGGGAGGCAUCUCAUCCAGAGCUAGCAGACCUGGCUUGUAGUUUGCCCCUGCGAUCGCUGCACCCUUCAGCCAUUCAUCUUAAUACAGCACAAUGAAAUGCAACACUCUGCAGCAUCUGUGCCCACUUAACAAUUCUUGUUUUGUCAGAGGUAGCAGAAUUGUUUCAUAUUAUGCUGCUUUGCUGAAUUUAUGUACAAAGUUUUUGUUAAAGGCCUAUUUUUGUAUCUCAGAAAUCAGCUUAUUGUGGCUGCCAAACACAAAUAACUGUUGACAGGAACUAUCCAUCUCCAUGUACAGUAAGAGGUGUAUGUGUAGAUAUUUGUACUUGGUAUGUAUGAAUGUGUAUAUAUCUAUUUAUAUGUGAAUGUACUGUAUAUUCUCCUCUGCAGUGUGUUGUACUGGUAAAUGACUAUGCAGGGAACACAUCCACCCAGACAGGGACAGAGAGGAUAAAAAGCACUUUUUCUCCUCUGAUAAAACAUCAGAGUUUGGUACUGUAUCUUUUAUAAGGACACAACUUUCAAUGGGCCUGUGAAAACAAACAACUAAAUGGACCCAGAGCUUUUCAUUGCUUAUCGUUGCACAAACAAAAAAGAAUGAGAGAUGCCACCUUGAGAGUUUUUGCCUUUCUCAGUUAAAACCACAUGAAUCAGAAGAGCACUGACAGAACAUCUGUACAGGCCACCUCAUUACUAAGAUAAUGUAGAAAUAUUAGAGGCAGUUAUAGAAAACUAUGUUUGUAAAUAAUUUAUUACUCAUGCCUGUACAAAAUACUGUAUUUAAUUUUUUUUGCAUUAUUACCUGUGCAGAGCCAAAUGGGAAUGCUUUGUCAGGUAACAUCAGGGUAACUGCACAAAGGGUGGUUUUCCCUUC